AUGCCAACGCCUACUUCUUCGUUUAUGGCAACCCGAGGGCUGACUCCCCAGUCCCGGGCCAUGCCAGCACCUCCGAUGCCCACUGCUUCCACCAGAGGAGGAACGGCCACAAGGCCUAGUGCUGCCGCCUUUAAUGAGGCAUCCACUCCCCGUCUCCAAGCCUUCCGCUGCUUUGAACGCACUCGGCACCGCCUCCGCUGGCAGCUCAUCGGCCUCAGUGAUUCGUAUCGUCGGGCUUUAGCAUCAGCUGAAUCUGGUUUCACCUUGCAGGAUGCAGAGUUUAAUUUUAAGCUGGAUUUCCAUGGAUUUUAUGCAUCGAUUGAACAAGCUAUUGUCAGUUUGCUGCACAUUUUCAAGGUCUCCCUGCCAAGUCAACCACUUAGGUCAAACAGAAAGAUGGAUCAGUUGUCCAGCAUCUUGAAAGCCCUUGAUCGUCAUUGCUCGCUACGUGCGACACUGGGAACAGGAGAUACGAGUCGGGCGUUGUGGACUGCCUACGAACUGGGAAAUAAGUGGAAGAAUCCGGAGGAUGUAGAAGGAAUUCCGUCACUGAGGAUGUAUAACUUGCCAUGGAUUGUGGCGGGCAUAAUGACGGGAGUAGAAGCUGCUUACAUGGCUGCGGUGAAGGAGGUGGAGAUUCCCAUGGGAAAGCAGCGCGAGGCUGGACAAACAGAUUGUGUGGUAGACUCUGGAGCAGACCCUAUGGAUUGGGAACCAACUGGACCCUGCAUUGUGGUCUCGCUAGGGUCCUUAAUGAAUGGGCGAUAA
Pochonia chlamydosporia 170 is the source of this 768-nucleotide messenger RNA. RefSeq lists its product as hypothetical. The transcript has a single exon. The record is from RefSeq and is a predicted model, not a curated record. Bases 1 to 768 code for a protein of 255 amino acids. Lineage: Eukaryota; Fungi; Ascomycota; Sordariomycetes; Hypocreales; Clavicipitaceae.